GUUUCAAAGCUUCUCCGCCGGAGAGGUCUGACAGGAACACCAACACAAGCUUUGUGAUGGCUGAUGAACCUUCAGCCACCAACUUCCCUUGCCUAACCCUGUUUCACAAGAGCAGGACAAACUAGUUGUUGCUGUACCAGUGUAAAAAGGCAAAAGCUGGCAGGCUGACACAAGCGGAAAGCUUAUCAGGACGGAUUAUCUGGUAACUGACUAUUUAGCUGUGGCACACCCGGACUCCGUGUGAAGUGGGAUUUCGACCAUGAGCUCCGUUGCAGUACUUACGCAGGAGAGCUUCAAUGAGCAUCGCAGCGGCCUGCUGCCAGAGCAGCUUGGGGCUAAGGACAUGUCACCUGGCUCUGAGGAUGAAGGGGCUCUCCCUACCUACAGAGAGGCCUUUCCACCUCUACCUGAGAAGGCCGCCUCUCCUGAUGGCACCCAGGAACCUGCCAAUGCCUGGACUAAGAUUCGACCAAUUAAAUCGUCCAUGAUUACCCAGGUGUUCCAUGUGCCCCUGGAAGAACGCAAAUACAAGGACAUGAACCAGUUUGGGGAAGGUGACCAGGCUAAGAUCUGUGUGGACAUCAUGUACAAGACUGGGGCCCAUCUGGAGCUUUCCAUGGCCAAGGACCAGGGUCUAUCCAUCAUGGUAUCUGGGAAGCUGGAAGAGGUCAUGAGGGCUAGGAAGGAGAUUGUUUCCCGACUCCAGACUCAGGCCUCUGCGACUGUGGCGAUCCCAAAAGAACACCAUCGCUUUGUGAUUGGGAAGAAUGGUGAGAAGCUGCAGGAACUGGAGCUAAAGACUGCCACAAAGAUCCAGAUCCCGCGGCCUGACGACACCAGCAACCAGAUCAAGAUCUCUGGCACCAAGGAGGGCAUUGAGAAGGCCAAGCAUGAGAUUCUCCUCAUCUCUGCUGAGCAGGACAAGCGUGCAGUGGAGCGUGUCACUGUAGAGAAGGUCUACCAUCCCUUCAUUACUGGGCCAUUCAACAAGGUUGUGAGUGACAUGAUGCAGGAGACUGGAGCGAGAAUCAACGUUCCACCACCCAGCGUCAAUAAGACUGAGAUAGUCAUCACCGGGGAGAAGGAGCAGGUGGCCCAGGCUGUGAUUCUCAUAAAGAAGAUCUAUGAGGAGAAGAAGAAGAACGUGACCACGAUCGCAGUGGAGGUAAAGAAGUCUCAGCACAAGUACGUGAUUGGACCCAAGGGGAACUCCCUGCAUGAGAUCCUGGAGAAGACGGGUGUCUCGGUCGAGAUCCCACCCACCGACAGCAGCUCUGAAACUGUCAUCUUGCGAGGAGAGCCGGACCGCCUUGGACAGGCUCUGACAGAGGUCUACGCUAAGGCGAACAGCUACACUGUGGCCUCUGUCUCGGCUCCAUCCUGGCUGCACCGCUUCAUCAUUGGCAAGAAGGGGCAGAAUCUUGCCAAAAUCACACAGCAGAUGCCAAAGGUUCACAUUGAAUUCACAGAGGGUGAGGAUAAGAUCACGCUGGAGGGCCCAACCAAGGACAUGCAGCAAGUCCAGAGUCAGAUGGAAGCAAUCGUGGUUGACCUGGUGAGCCGCAUGGACUACACUGAAAUCACUGUGGAUCCAAAGUUUCACCGUCACCUUAUUGGGAAAGGCGGAGCUAACAUCAACCGAAUCAAGGAUCAGUACAAGGUGUCUGUUCGUAUUCCUCCGGACAAUGAGAAGAGCAACCUGAUCCGGAUCGAAGGUGACCCCCAAGGUGUGAUCGAGGCCAAGCAGGAGCUGCUGGAGCUGGCAUCCCGCAUGGAGAAUGAACGUACAAAGGACAUGAUUAUUGAACACCGUUUGCAUCGAACCAUCAUUGGCCAGAAAGGGGAGAAAAUCAAGGAAGUCCGUGAUAAAUUCCCGGAGGUCAUCAUCAAUUUCCCUGAUCCUACACAAAAAAGUGACAUUGUCCAAUUUAGAGGACCCAGAACUGAAGUGGAGAAAUGUACCAAAUUCAUGCAGAAGAUGGUGGCUGAAAUGGUGGAGAACAGCUUUUCUGUUUCAGUUCCAGUUUUCAAACAGUUCCACAAGAACAUCAUUGGAAAAGGAGGAGCCAACAUUAAAAAGAUCCGUGAAGAAACUAACACGAAGAUCGACCUUCCAGCUGAGAACAGCAACUCUGAAGUCAUUGUCAUCACUGGGAAGAAGGCAAAUUGUGAGGCUGCGCGAAACCGUGUUUUGGCCAUUCAGAAAGAAUUGGCAAACAUCAUUGAGAUGGAGGUCUCCAUCUCCUCCAAGCUGCACAACUCCCUGAUUGGCUCCAAAGGGCGCUUUGUGCGUUCCAUCAUGGAGGAGUGUGGUGGCGUCCACAUCCAUUUCCCCACAGAGGGCUCUGGCAUUGACACCGUGACCAUCCGGGGGCCAGCAGAGGACGUAGACAAGGCCAAGCAGCAGCUGCUGUCCCUGGCUGAGGAGAAGCAAACAAGGAGUCACACUGUGGAGCUGCGUGCCAAGCCAGACUACCACAAGUUCCUGAUUGGGAAGGGAGGUGCAAACAUCCGCAAGGUGCGUGACAACACAGGCGCCCGCAUCAUCUUCCCCACAGCCGAGGACAAGGACCAGGAGCUCAUCACUGUGGUGGGGACGGAGGAGUCUGUCCGGGAUGCACAAAAGGAGCUGGAGGGCCUCAUAAAGAGCCUGGAGAACAUAGUAGAGGAUUUUAUGAUCGUUGAUCCGAAGCAUCACCGGCACUUUGUGUCUCGACGGGGGCAGGUGUUGAGAGAGAUCGCUGAGGAGUACGGAGGUGUGAUGGUCAGCUUUCCACGUACUGGCACCCAAAGUGACAAAGUCACCCUGAAGGGAGCCAAGGACUGCGUGGAGGCAGCCAAGAAGCGCAUGGCUGAGAUUAUUGAGGACCUGGAUGCACAGGUGACCAUAGAGUGUGUGAUUCCUCAGAAGUUCCAUCGCUCCAUCAUGGGCCCCAAAGGCUCCCGCAUACAGCAGAUCACUCGUGACCACAAUGUGCAGAUCAAGUUCCCAGACCGUGAGGACCCCCAAGCUACCCCAGUCCCUCCGGAGCCAGCAGUGCAGGAAAAUGGAGAGGUCAGUGGAGAGCCCAAAGAGCCAGCGGACCCAGCAGCUCCCAAAAAGUGUGAUGUCAUCGUCCUGUCUGGGCGUAAGGACAGGUGUGAGGCAGCUGUGGAAGCACUUAAGGCUCUGGUUCCUGUCUCCAUCACAGUGGAUGUGUCCUAUGACCUUCACCGCUACAUCAUUGGCCAGAAAGGAAGUGGAAUCCGCAAGAUGAUGGAUGAGUAUGAAGUUAAUAUCCAAGUGCCUGCCCCUGAGCUGCAGUCAGACACCAUCUCCAUCACAGGGCUGGCUGCUAAUCUGGACCGUGCCAAAGCAGGCCUCCUGGAGCGAGUCAAAGAGCUGCAGGCUGAUCAAGAGGACCGGGCUCUGAGGAGUUUCAAGCUGACCAUCUCUGUGGACCCCAAGUAUCACCCCAAGAUCAUCGGCAGAAAGGGGGCAGUCAUCACUCAAAUCCGCACAGAGCACGAUGUUAACAUCCAGUUCCCAGACAAGAAUGAUGACAACCAGGACCAGAUCACCAUUACAGGGUAUGAACGCAACGCAGAGGCUGCUAGAGACAGUAUCCUGCAGAUCGUGGGAGAGCUGGAGGAGAUGGUCUCCGAGGACAUCACCCUGGACCACCGCGUCCACGCCCGGAUUAUCGGAGGUCGUGGCAAAGGCAUCCGCAAGAUCAUGGACGAGUUCAAGGUGGACCUGAGGUUCCCCCAGAGUGGAGCAGCUGACCCAAACUGUGUGACUGUCACUGGGCGCCCCGAAAAUGUGGACGAGGCCAUUGACCACCUGCUCAACCUGGAGGAGGAAUAUAUGGGAGAUGUGGGUGAUGACGAGUCUCCGACAUACAUGAAGCCCCGAGGCGGCACUGCUGCGGACGAGCCCAGGGGUCCUUCCAAAGGGUUUGUGGUGAGGGAUGCUCCAUGGACUGCUGGACCCAGCGACCAGGCCCCAGACAUGAGCAGUUCUGAGGAGUUCCCCAGCUUUGGCAGUCAUGUGGCCCCAAAGUCGUCCUCCCCCUGGGGACCCAAACGUUUCUGAUCUGGAAGUAAAAGCUUGCCGUCCCCGCCUCCUUUCCCAACUGCUGACCACCUGGACACUGACCCUGCCCCCGAACUGUCAGCAGUGCUUCUGAAGAGGUUGGGCAACUAGGCCAUAAACCCCCUGAUAAAUGGACCGCCUUGCCUCUUGAUUUAGAAACCCAAAGGACAGCAAAUAUUAUUAUUAUUAUUUUUAUAUAUAUAUAUAUAUAUAUAUAUAUAUAUAAUAUAUAUAAUAUAAUUAUUAUUAUUAUUUUUUUUUUUUAAUAUAUGUAAUGGAAAUCCUGUUUUGACUCUGAAUUCUUCCCUGUGCUGUCUGACAGACUAACUUUGGCUUAACCAAAAUCUGUUGACAACCUGCAACCCUUUUACUACUUCCCUCUUACCCUGUUACUAUUUGUUUGCAUUUGUUCUCAGCCUUGACUCUGCAUCAAGUUGUCAUUGAGCUGGAUGGGAGAACUACUCGUUCAAUUCAAAUGUCCUGUGACCAAUAUGACCUGUGUAGCUACUAGUUAUCAUCCUGGUAAAGGCAGAUUUUUAAAGAAAUGAUUCAAUAUUGGAUGAACAGAACCCACAGCCUUCAGAAUGAUGGCAGCAGCCUAUAUUGUACAAAAGCAGUUGGAGGCUACUGGCAACCACACAGUUUUAAAUUUGCCCCACUAAAAGUCCAUCAGUCAGGGCAGAUACUUGCCUUUCUCCCAUGCCUAUUUUUUAGAAGGGGAAUCAAAUGUGUUAGCUGCUGUGUUAAGUGGAAAGGUGCCAUUUAAGAAAGAUUAGAGUUUGUAGCAAUUCCUGAAACUGUGUGCGCUGACUCAUAUUUGAGCACCUUGAUACAGAAAAAAUUAACUUGGUGAAGUGUAAAAAUUUUUCCAAUAAUGCAAACUAUUUUUUUAUUUUCUUUCCCUGACCUUUAGUGUUUUAAAAUUCUCUGGCAUCCACUAAAUUUGGUUCCAUACCACAGGGAAGGGAACAGAACUGCUACCUAAUACACUGUUAUAUUUAGAACACACAGAACAAAACACUAUAGGACCAUAUUUCACGUUUUAGCUGCCAGGAGCAGUUUGCCCUUUGGGUCCUAGCCUUUUAAGGUGUCGGGGACAGUUUGCCAUUAGAGAUGAGAGCAACUGUCAAUCACAAUAAAGGGUUAACACUACUUGUUUACCUGCAGAACAUGGUCUUUGUUUUGUUUUAAAAAUCAUGCUUGGCCUUUCUGUGUUAAAUAUUCUUGUAUUGAACUGGGAAGUUCAGUCUUGUUUUUUGUCUUGGCGGUUGGGUCGGUGUCCAGUUGUUAUCUUAUUGUCUUCCAGUUGCCAAGCAGAGUAAUCUUCCUGUGGCAAUUUUUUUUUUUUUUUUUUUUUUAUUGGCCUUAAUUUCAAAUGCAAAAAAAAAAGCGCAAAAGAUAUUCUAUGGAUAACACUGGAAUUGAAAUGUCCAAAAAAUAAAAAAAAGUUAAAGUA
Molecule: messenger RNA, 5531 nt
Organism: Acipenser ruthenus (sterlet)
Lineage: Eukaryota; Metazoa; Chordata; Actinopteri; Acipenseriformes; Acipenseridae
Product: vigilin-like
Exons: 30
Coding region: 260-4075 (1271 amino acids)
Cellular component (GO): nucleus; cytoplasm
Molecular function (GO): mRNA binding
Source: RefSeq, a predicted model, not a curated record